UUUUGGAUCUGAAUGAUGGUGUUCUUAACGAUGUCCUCAGGGGCUCUGCUGCUGUUCCUGUUCAUACAGGCCACCACUGGUCAUAGCUCAGUUCGGUCAGAUGUCAAUGCCACCUCUCCAACACAGAUGUCGACACCACCGCUCACCCCCCCACCCAGCGUCGCAGACAGUAUGUUUUCAACAAUGACAUCCGAUACAACAACAUCAGCAUUAGCCAAUAGUCAAGUCAGAUUGAUCAAUGGUCCUAACUCCUGCUCUGGGAGAGUGGAGGUCUACCACAGUGGUAGCUGGGGGACGGUGUGUGACGACUUGUGGGACUUGAGUGACGCCCAGGUGGUGUGUAGACAGCUGGGCUGUGGAAGAGUUCUGUCUGCACCACGUGAAGCCCACUUCGGACAGGGGAACGGGACAAUCUGGCUGGAUGACGUUAGAUGUACAGGCAGCGAGUCUAAUCUCAUAAGGUGCAGUCACAAUGGGUUUGGAUUACACAACUGUGGACAUCACGAAGACGCUGGUGUCAUCUGUUCAGGAGGCAGCAACACCACAGCAGCACCACCGAUCUCCCGGAGAACCACAACAGGAACAGCCCGACCAACCAACCAAACAACCACAUUGGCAGGGGCUCGGUCACAGUGGGUGGAUGUGGAACCAGAAGUGAUAUCAUAUCCUGGCCAGACGGUUAACCUGCGGUGUGCCUUCAUAGGAACGCAGGUCAUACAGCUCACACAGGUGUCCUGGAUUUUUGAGUCCAGGAAGGGCGAGAGGCUCAACAUAGCCACGUACCACCCCAAUUUUGGGGUAAUGUACCCCACGUCACCCCUGGAGGGACGAGUUAGCUUCCCCACGCCCUCCCUCAGCAACCCUUCAAUCCAGAUCUCUGACAUCAGGAUGACUGAUGAAGGGAGAUACACCUGUGAAUACGCCACCUACCCCAGCGGCAACGAACAGGGCAUCACCUCCCUCGUUAUACUAGCUCUGUCAACAUCACCACCUUUCUACUGGACCACCACAACAAUUACACCAGUGACAGCAUGGCAAGAUGCCCCGAUCAGAUUGAUCAACGGUCCUAACUCCUGCUCUGGGAGAGUGGAGGUCUACCACAGUGGUAGCUGGGGGACGGUGUGUGAUGACUCGUGGGACUUGAGUGACGCCCAGGUGGUGUGUAGACAGCUGGGCUGUGGGAGAGCUCUGUCUGCACCACACCAAGCCCACUUCGGACAGGGGAACGGGACAAUCUGGAUGGAUGAUGUUGGAUGUACAGGCAGCGAGUCUAAUCUCACAAGGUGCAAUCACAAUGGGUUUGGGAGACACAACUGUAAUCAUGGUGAAGACGCUGGUGUCGUCUGUUCGGAAUCAGAGCGUCCUUCCAACUCAGGCCCAGAGCUGGUGUGUGGUCGGCGUCUCCUAAAGGUGGGUCUCAGCCGGGCUGGUCUGGAGACUGCAGGUCUGAACGCGUUCUCUGCUCACCUGGCUGACCUCCGCUGCUCCUCCCACCAGGAAGCUAACGGCACAGUGUGGUUCCAGGUGGAGCGCAGGGAGGGCAGCUGUGGAAACACAUUGACGACCAACAGCAGCCAUGCCAUCUACUCCAACAGUUUAUUCAUCUACCAGGUGCACAAUGUCUCCUUCACCCGACCCGUGACCAUACCUUUCUCCUGUGCCUAUCCGCUAGACACAGAGAGCAGCCUAGAUGUGGCCGUCGCACCCUACCUACCGGUGGAAGGUGGAGUUUCAGGUAUUGGCUCCAAGGUGUCAGCCUCCAUGUCUCUGUACCACAACUCCAACUACACAGAGCCUUACCCAGCGGGUCAGAGAGUCACCCUGCCACUGGGCUCCGUUCUGCAUGUGGGUGUGUCCGUCAACGAGACGGAGACGGAGCGAUUUGUGGUUGUCCUGGACAACUGCUAUGCCACUCACUCCCCCAACCCUGAUGACCCUAUGAGAUAUUUCAUCAUUCAGAACAAAUGUCCUAGUGAUCGUACCCAGGUGAGGGUGGAGGAGAGUGGCUCAUCACUCGAGGCUCGCUUCUCUGCACUGCUGUUUCUGUUCCAGGGGGACUACCGGGACGUCUUCCUGCACUGCAGCCUCAGCCUGUGUGACCAGAGGAGCUCCUCCUGCACUCCAUUGUGUUCCAGACGAAGGAGAUCCCGUUCCAUCUCCAGUUCCGUCCCCCUUAAUCCCGUCACCAUCGGUCCAAUCAGCUGGACUUGGAGUCUGGACUGAGCCUUGGGAGGUACUGCAGUGAGCCGUAUCUGUUUCAUUGUCCUUAUACUUUUGAAAGUACUUUUUCACAUAUCUCUCUGGUUGUGUUUUGUGACUAUUGAAUAUUGUCUUUGUGUUUCAUUGUUGCAGUAAGUAUCCACACCCAGACAUUCAGCUGUCUUUAGAGGUGUUUAUCUUUUCUGGGAGUUUCGGCUCUCCAUGGUGACAUCACCAUGCGGUAAAUUGGUUAAUAGACAAAUAACAAAGAGAAUUCCAAACCUCUCUGUCAAUAAGUUAGUUUUGAGUUUUCCCAUCUCCACUCAGACCACUCCCAGACAGUCCUAGCAAAAUUCUUGCUUGAGAUAGUUUUUUGCUUAAAGCUGUUUUUUUGCCCAUUUGAAUGGGGCUAUUAUAGUAAGUUGCUGAAUUGUUACCUAGAAAUGAUUUGAUAUUGAUAUAAAAUAUGAAAAUGGCUGCAUUGGUACUUUCAAACCACAGCCUUACAUUUUUUGGGAUCAUUGCUUUGAAGCAGUUUUUUUUAGUUGUGUAUCAUUCUAUUAUUUGUGUGAUAUAUUGAUUAUUAUAAACUGGGUGAUUCAAGCCCUGAAUGUUGAUUGGCUGAAAGCCGUAGUCUGUCAGACUAUAAACCACGGGUAUGAAAAAAGAUGACUUUUAACUCUUCUAAUUACGUUGGUAACCAGUUUAUAAUAGCAAUAAGACACCUUGAGGGUGUGUGGUACAUGGCCAAUAUACCACGGCUAAGGGGUGUAUCCAGACACUCCCUGUUGCGUGGUGCAUAAGAACAGCCCAUAGCCAUGUUAUAUUGGCCGUAUACCAAACCCUCUCGGGCCUUAAUACUUAAUUAAUGACAGUCUCUUUGGUUUUGAUGGUUUGUUAAGGUGGGUUAAUGUGUUGAUUUUAUUUCAGGUUUAUUUUUUGACUUGUUUGAACUUUUAACAAUUAUUGAUUUAUUUGAACCUUCAUUUUGACUUUUGACUUUGAUUUUGAAUGAACAUUGAAAAACAUUCUGUAAAACUGACUUAAGACAAAUAAAAUAAUAAU
This is a messenger RNA of Oncorhynchus masou masou (cherry salmon), 3264 nucleotides long. Its product is annotated as deleted in malignant brain tumors 1 protein-like. Gene Ontology annotation, cellular component: plasma membrane. NCBI's taxonomy places the organism in Eukaryota, Metazoa, Chordata, Actinopteri, Salmoniformes, Salmonidae. Gene Ontology annotation, biological process: zymogen activation. Gene Ontology annotation, molecular function: serine-type endopeptidase activity. The record is from RefSeq and is a predicted model, not a curated record. The coding region runs from base 13 to 2223 and encodes 736 amino acids. The transcript has 13 exons.